AUGUCUUCUCGACCAGAUCUUAAGGUCGACGAUGAAGUCGGAUUCAUCCGCUUCUACAAGUCCCUCCCUGAAUCCGACGACAAUGAAACCCUCCGUAUUUUCGAUCGCGGUGACUGGUACUCAGCCCACGGUUCCAAUGCCGAAUUCAUCGCUCGCACCGUCUACAAAACCACCUCCGUCCUCCGAAACCUUGGCCGCAGCGAGAGUAGCGGUCUAGCCUCUGUCACCAUGACAGUAACUGUAUUCCGGAAUUUCCUCCGUGAAGCCCUCUUCCAGCUGAACAAGCGUAUCGAGAUCUGGGUUUCUGGUGGUACAGGCAAGGGGAACUGGAAAUUAGCCAAGCAAGCCAGUCCAGGUAACCUACAAGAUGUUGAAGAGGAGCUCGGUAGCGUAGGCGCAUUGUCUAUGGAUUCCUCUCCAAUCAUCCUCGCCGUGAAGAUCUCAGCUCGAGCUUCUGAAGCCCGAAACGUUGGAGUGUGUUUCGCCGAUGCGAGCGUUCGGGAGCUUGGUGUUAGCGAAUUCCUCGAUAACGACGUCUACUCAAACUUCGAGUCCCUGGUUAUCCAACUCGGCGUGAAAGAAUGUCUCGUUGUGAUGGAUUCCACCAAGAAAGAUGUUGAGCUCGGCAAGAUCCGCGCUAUUGCUGAUAGCUGUGGUAUUGCGAUCUCUGAGCGACCGGCCUCUGAUUUCGGCACGGAACUCAAGCUGGCUAUGGGCUCUGCCUCUGCUUUGAUUAAGUAUCUGGGUGUCAUGUCUGAUGCGACUAACUUUGGCCAGUAUCAGCUCUACCAGCAUGAUUUAUCGCAGUACAUGAAACUUGAUGCUUCUGCGUUAAGAGCUUUGAACCUGAUGCCUGGGCCUCGUGAUGGAUCUAAGAGUAUGAGUCUGUUUGGUUUGCUUAAUCACUGCAAAACUCCUGUUGGAAGUCGUCUGUUGGCUCAGUGGCUUAAGCAGCCGCUGAUGGACCUUGCGGCUAUUGAGCAACGUCAACAGCUUGUUGAAGCCUUUGUUGUUAACACGGAGUUGCGACAGACUAUGCAAGAGGAGCACCUCCGUGCCAUUCCAGAUCUCUACCGCUUGGCCAAGCGAUUCCAGAAGAAGCAGGCUAAUCUGGAAGAUGUUGUGAGAGUUUAUCAAGUUGCCAUUCGUCUGCCCGGAUUUGUGCAUGCACUGGAAGAUGUAAUGGAUGAGGCGUAUCAGGCGCCAUUGGAGAAAGAGUACACUACAAAGAUCCGAGGUUACUCAGACAACCUCUCCAGAUUGGAGGACAUGGUUGAAACCACAGUUGACCUGGAUGCUCUCGAGAACCACGAAUUCAUCAUCAAGCCCGAAUUCGAUGACAGUCUCAGGGUUAUUCGGAAGAAGCUUGACAAGCUGCGCUACGAUAUGGAUAUGGAGCACCGCCAUGUCGCCGACGACUUGAAUCAGGAUAUGGAGAAGAAGCUAUUCUUGGAGAACCACCGAGUACAUGGCUGGUGUUUCCGUGUGACUCGUGCUGAAGCCGGCUGUAUCCGUAACAAGAAGGGCUACCAAGAAUGCUCUACCCAGAAGAACGGUGUUUACUUCACUACCUCUACUAUGCAGGCCCUGCGUCGUGAGCACGACCAAUUGUCCUCCAACUACAACCGUACCCAGACAGGACUCGUCAGCGAAGUUGUCAAUGUCGCUGCCUCAUACUGCCCUGUUCUGGAGCAGCUUGCGGGUGUACUGGCUCAUCUCGAUGUUAUUGUGAGCUUUGCUCAUGCCUCUGUUCAUGCCCCCGCUGGCUACGUCCGUCCUAAAAUGCACCCUCGUGGUACAGGUAACACUGUGCUCAAGGAAGCCCGUCACCCAUGCAUGGAAAUGCAAGACGACAUCUCAUUCAUUACCAACGAUGUCUCCUUAAUUCGUGACGAAUCUUCCUUCCUCGUUAUCACUGGCCCUAACAUGGGUGGUAAAUCCACAUACAUUCGACAGAUCGGUGUGAUCGCGCUCAUGGCACAGACUGGUUGCUUUGUGCCAUGUACUGAGGCCGAGCUAACAAUCUUCGAUUGCAUUCUGGCCCGUGUAGGUGCCAGUGACUCCCAGCUUAAGGGUGUCUCCACAUUCAUGGCAGAGAUGUUGGAAACGGCAAACAUCCUCAAAUCCGCUACAUCCGAGUCCCUUAUCAUCAUCGACGAGCUUGGUCGUGGAACCAGCACUUACGAUGGAUUCGGCCUGGCAUGGGCUAUCUCAGAGCAUAUCAUCACCGAGAUCCGAUGCUUCGGCAUGUUCGCAACUCACUUCCACGAGUUAACCGCGUUGUCAGACCGAUACCCGAAAUCAGUUAAGAACCUGCACGUCGUUGCAUUCAUUGGGGAUGGAACAGACGCCGACGGUGAUUCUGAGACCGACGCGCAGAAGAAGCGCCAGGUUACUCUGCUUUACCGUGUGGAGCCUGGUAUCUGUGAUCAAUCAUUCGGUAUCCAUGUUGCCGAACUGGUCCGUUUCCCUGACAAGGUAGUCAACAUGGCUCGUCAGAAGGCAGAGGAACUGGAAGACUUUACUUCUGCCAGUACUGAUUCUGCAGAGAAGCAACAAGCUACACCUUCUCUUGACAAAUACUCCGCGGAGGAGGUGGAAGAGGGUAGUGCUCUCUUGAAGGAGAUGUUGUUGAAGUGGAAGGCAGAAAUUGAAGGCAAGGAUCUCUCAUCUGAUCAGAAGCGCCAGAUUAUGCGUGACCUGGUGAAUGCCGAUAGCAAGUUGCAAGCAAAUAAAGUAUUUCAGGGCAUCAAGACCUUGUAA
Molecule: messenger RNA, 2763 nt
Organism: Penicillium malachiteum
Lineage: Eukaryota; Fungi; Ascomycota; Eurotiomycetes; Eurotiales; Aspergillaceae
Product: mismatch repair ATPase MSH2
Exons: 3
Coding region: 1-2763 (920 amino acids)
Biological process (GO): mitotic recombination; mismatch repair
Cellular component (GO): nucleus; MutSalpha complex
Molecular function (GO): ATP binding; ATP-dependent DNA damage sensor activity; mismatched DNA binding
Source: RefSeq, a predicted model, not a curated record